UAUCUGAUACCGAGUUGUCGUAACGUCACGGAAUAUACACUACAACAGGCGUAUUGCAAAUAUAUUUCAUAACGAAAUGGAACCGACAACGUAUUCAUUAACUGCUACGAGCUCUUCGGCCCCGAUAACUACAGCAGCAACUCACACGGAGUUAUUGGCCCUUGCAUGGAUUAUACCAACAGUACUUGGAGUCAUCUUCGUCCUAGUGUUCCUGGCACUACUGUUUUUCUACUGCAUCAAAUAUACGGAGCUCUGGUUCCUGAGGCGAUGCCCCGAAUGCUGCUGCUGUUGUCUGCCAGGCGGCGGGGGACCACGGGACGAGUAUAUACACUUGAAUUCGUCUUUUGAUCCGCAGAGGGACGACUCAUUUCAUUGGGAUAGGUGACGGCAAAGAAAUGGACUUUAGCUAACGCCUCAAUCGAUGUAUGCAUUCCGAGAUCUGAUCAGUAUUAAAUGAAAAUCGCUUGUAUAUAUACUUUGUGUAGUUGUAUUUUUAAACAAUACAUGCAAAUUUCUGUAAAUAUGGAAUUGUUUGGGAUGCUUUCCUACUACAGUAAUUGAAAUGGCUAGUAAAACAUAAUCGACGGGAUUCAAAUGCAGUUGUGCAAUCAUAACGUAAAUAGUAUAAAUAUUAUAAUAUGUGCAAGUUGUGUUGUCGUUGGUUUUUGACAUAGUGUGCCGAAAAUGGUGUAAUGCUUAACAUUAUGUUCCAUGCAUUCCAAUAAAAAUAUGAAAUCACAAUGUAAUGUGACACCUGAAAUAGUGCGUAAUUUGCCAUCCGAUAAUCAAAGAACUGAGAGGGCUGAAUGCAGCAGGACGUUGAUCGAACUGAAAGUGUUGUUUUGAAUGAAAUUGCCUUUAACUUGGAGAUGCCUCCAAAUGGAAACAUCGGAAUUUCAAAUUGAGACGAACUGAGUCGGUACGCGUAUUUUAGACAUAAAGCAAGCACGAGUAUAAUUUAUCUAAGUUAAGUGCAUAUUCAUCAAACUUAAAUAACUCCGUUGCUAUUAAAGUUCUUUGGUCAUUGUUGAA
Mya arenaria is the source of this 1032-nucleotide messenger RNA. RefSeq lists its product as uncharacterized. Bases 77 to 385 code for a protein of 102 amino acids. The record is from RefSeq and is a predicted model, not a curated record. Lineage: Eukaryota; Metazoa; Mollusca; Bivalvia; Myida; Myidae. The transcript is spliced from 3 exons.